UUCGGAGGAAGAGAUUCAGCAGCAACAUCGCCUUCUGUGUUCGAUCCCAGUACAUCAGAAACGCAAGGGGACUGAAGCUUCUGCUAAGUAUGGGAAUGAUCAAUCUCUGGACCAAGUUCUGUGUACUAUGGGGAAUUCUGAAUGGCCCUGCCUGGAUAAUGUCCAGCAUGCUCCCAGUCACUGUUUCCUCCAGCUCCUUAGGUAAAGACUUUGUUACAGCUUUCAUGCAGAAUGGCUUGCCGCGAAUGUUGCAGGGAGAUUUUAAACUGUUUAUCACAGGCUAUGUCCCUGCCACAUCCAUCACCAUCUCCAUGAAGCAGCCUGCCUUAAGGGUUGUGGUCAAGGUGAAUCCUGGCGAAACACUAUCAGUGAAAAUCCCACCCGAGGCAGAGAUGAUUGGAAGCGGUAUCUUUGACAACACUUUGACUGUCCGGGCUGACAAUGAUAUCUCCAUCCUUUCCCUUAGCUACAAACCCCACACGGCCGAUACCAGCAUUGUCUAUCCCAUGACAAGCUUAGGUACUGAGUACUAUGUUGUUACGCCAAAUGUAGGCACAGAUCGCCAUAGAGAGGUAGCCAUCAUAGCCUGGGAAGAACCCACAUCAGUUGAUGUCUACCUGAAAGGGGCUGUUACAUUCCAAAGAAAAGUCUAUCCCCGAGGAAGCAAGCUCACCAUUUCUCUUGGACCAUAUCAAGCUGCCCAGCUACAAAGCGACGUGGACCUCUCAGGCACUAAAAUAGUCUGCCAGAAACCAGUGGCUGUCUAUAGCGGGCACACCUGUGUCUCUAGGCAAGUCCAGUGUGACCAUGUCUUUGAACAGCUUUUGCCGGUUUCCAGCUGGGGCACCAACUUCAUCAUCCCCUCUUUGCCCUUUAACAUGGAGCACGACAUAGUGUAUGUUUCUACUUCCCAAAAGACUCACAUUGAUACUCAGACUGGACAAAGGAAGAGCCGCCGGGAUUUGCCCUCUGCCCGGGCAGUCCUGUAUGGCAUUCAAGGUACAACUGCCUUGUCCCUCUCAGCUAGUUCUGGCAUCCAAGUAAUGUUUUUCAGUGAUGGCGGCACCAAUGGGAACCUCCGAUAUGACCCUUUCUUCAUGGCAAUCCCUGACGUCUCCAGCUAUUGUCAGGCCUACUACAUCUAUGGGCAUGACCAUUUUGAAAACUAUGCCCUGCUCAUCGCCAAAUCUACAGAGACAUCUGGGAUCACCUUGGAUAAGAGGCCACUGCGUGGUCUCCAGUGGAAUCUGGUGUCUGGCACAGAAUACUCCUGGGCUUCACGCAGCUUAGGCCAAGGAUAUACAGUCCACACAAUAGAACACCCCACUUCCCCCUUUGGGCUGCUGAGUGUUGGAAUUGGAAAUGAGAAGGGUUACGGCUCCCCAGCAGUUUGUGCAAAUGAUCCUUGCCGACAGCUCCAGUGCCGGACAAAGGAAACAUGCGAGGUGCAGAACGGUCAAGCAAGAUGUGUCCAUGAGUACAUGGGGACCUGCCAGGGCUCCACAGCUCAGGAUCUCCAGACUUUGGAUGGUUUGUUAGUGGACAUCCAAGGUUCUUGCACCUACACCAUUGCAAAGUACUGCGGCAGUGACUCCACACUCAUCCCUUUCUCAUUUGAGGAGAAGAACAGCAUCAUGGACAGCCAGGACUCCACCAAGAUAAGCCAUCUCAAAGUAUAUGGUCAUAUGAUCACCAUUACCAUUAACAAGGGAGAAGGUGUCCAACUCAUGCUGAAUGAUGUAGCAGCCAGCAUCCCUGCAACACUGGAGGAUGGAAAGAUCAAGGUUUCCAAGCGCAAUGGACAGCCCAUCAUCGAAACAGAUUUUGACCUUCGGGUGACGUAUGACCUUGACCAGGUUAUAGUGGUGACUCUCCCCAGCAGCUACUAUGGAGCCAUCUGUGGACUCUGUGGGAAUUUCAACGGCCACGCCGAUGAUGACAUGACAUAUCUGAAUGGUACUGUUGCCUCCUCAAUCGUGGACUGGGUCAACAGCUGGAAAGUCAAUGAUCAGGACCCUGUCUGCUCAGAUUCCUGCCAAGGAAACUGCUUGGCCUGUGAUGACAGGCAGAAGGAGCUAUUUGGCAGUGAAAAGUAUUGUGGGAUUAUCAGCCAAGUCUCAGGAGGACCUUUCAGAGCAUGCCACCACACCUUGAGCCCUGCCAGUUACUUCAGCGAUUGCAUCAAUGGGAUGUGCUCAAACAGAGGGGACAAAGAUGCACUGUGUAAAAAGGUGGCGACCUAUGCCACUGCCUGUGAAGAACAGGGUAUCACUGUUGAUGAAUGGAAGGUGACAUCUGGCUGCGGACAAGCCCUGCCUGACCAAUGGACAAACGAGACAUUUGCUGAAGAAAUCAGCCCUGAAGCUGACACCUGCCCUGACAACAGUCACUAUGAGGCCUGUGGAAAUGCCUGUCCAGCUACCUGCUCUGAACAGACAGCUCCCUCUACCUGCAGAAAGCCCUGUAGAAAAACCUGUCAAUGCAAUGAUGGCUAUGUUCUCAGUGGCAAGAAGUGUGUCCUGAUUGAGAACUGUAGUUGCAUGUACAACGGCCUCCAUUACAAGGCUGGGGAGGAGUUCUGGGCUGAUGAGAACUGUCAGUCCCACUGCAAAUGUGAUCCAAGCCUGGGCAGAGUGACUUGUCAGAAGGCCAGUUGCAAAGCCAACGAGAAGUGUUCCCUGGUGAAUGGUGUGCGCCGCUGCAAGGGAACGACUUACUCCACCUGCAUAGGAACUGGAGACCCUCACUACACCACCUUUGAUGGACGGAAAUAUGACUUCCAAGGCACCUGCAUUUAUCAGAUGGCAGCAGUGUGUUCCAAGGACCCCACCCUCACCCCAUUUUUGGUCACAGUGGAGAACAACAACCGAGGGAAUAAGGCAGUGUCCUUCACCAAGGUGGUGACUCUGGAAGUCUAUAGCAUGAUCAUCAGCUUGAGCCAAGAGCAUCCACGCAAGAUUAAGGUCAACGGGGUCUUUGUGGACCUGCCAUUCUCCUAUGAAAAUAAACUGAAGGUCUACAUCAGCGGAGUCCAUGGCUUCAUGAAAACAGACUUUGAUCUGAGGGUCAGCUUUGACUGGUACAGCUAUGCCAGGGUCAUUAUUCCCAACACUUAUGCCAAUGCUAUCUGUGGACUCUGUGGCAAUGCCAAUCAGGAUCCCAGUGAUGACUUUGUCAUGAAGGAUGGAACUGAGACAACGGAUGAAAUCCAAUUUGCAGAUAGUUGGAAGGUGAAGGAGGUCCCAGGGUGCUCCGCAGGAUGCACCAGUGACUGCCCAGUGUGCAACGAGGCAGAGAAACAGACCUACAAGGGGAACCAGUUCUGUGGGAUCCUCAUCAGAAAGGAUGGACCAUUCAGACAGUGCCACAAGGCCAUUGACCCAACACCCUACUUUCACGAUUGUGUCUUUGACACCUGCCAAUACAAGGGUCAUCAUGAUACUCUCUGCGGCGCCAUCAGUGCCUAUGUGACAGCCUGCCAAGCUCUAGACAUUCAGGUUGGGAAAUGGAGAUCAGCCUCCUUUUGCGGCACUCCCUGCCCACGUAAUUCCCACUAUGAACUCUGUGGAAGAGGCUGUCCUGCCACCUGCCGCAGUCUCUUAGCUCCAGAAGUAUGUGAAGCUUCAUGUGCAGAAGGGUGUUUUUGUGAUACUGGCUUUGUCCUCAGUGGGGAUCAGUGUGUCCCUCAAGAAGAGUGUGGCUGUACACACCAGGGCAGAUACUACAAGAAGGGAGAUGAAUUUUACCCCCAUACCUCCUGCCGGGAAAAGUGCCACUGUGUGGACAAUGGGGCCAUCAAAUGCCAGCGUUUCUCUUGUGGAGCACAUGAGGAGUGCAGGGUGGAGAAUGGCAUCCUAGGCUGCCACCCCAUGGGAUAUGGCACAACUAUAGCAACUGGUGAUCCCCAUUAUAUUUCAUUCGAUGGACAAAGUUUUGAUUUCCGUGGCUCCUGUACUUACACCUUAGCCAAGGUCUGCAGCCAGGACCCUCACCUCGCAAAGUUCUCUGUGUUGGUGGAGAAUGAGAAGCUGGAUAAUGGGCGCUCCCCUAUAACAAGGACAGUUGUGAUCUCUGUUCAUGGAUACUCUAUUGUCCUUGAAAGGGGGAUGAAAUGGAAAGCAAUGGUGGAUGGAGAGCUCUAUACUUUGCCCAUGAAUACAGUGGAUGGGAAACUCUGGAUCACCCAGGAGGGGAACAAUAUCAUUGUCCACUCAUCCUUUGGCCUCACAGUCUUUUAUGAUACCUCCUCGUAUGUCCGUGUGUCUGUCCCCAGCACCUACCGGGGACACAUGUGUGGUCUUGGUGGCAAUUUCAACGGUGUUACGAAUGAUGAUUUCAUGCUACCCAAUGGGCAACUCACUCAAAGCGUGGAUGAGUUUGGAGCAUCCUGGAAGGUCCCUGUGGAUGGUGCCAUUUGCUCCGAUGGCUGCGGUGAGGAAUGCCCCGCCUGUGACCCAGCCCAGACAGCACCAUACAAGGCCAUGAGCUCCUGUGGAAUGAUCCUGUCCGAGACAGGCCCGUUCAAAGACUGUCACUCAUUGGUGAGCCCUGCAGAGUAUCUGAGACAUUGUCUGCACGACAUGUGUGCAGCCAGUGGUGAUGGGGAAAGCCUCUGUCGAAGCCUUCAAGCCUAUUCAGCUGCAUGCCAACUAGCUGGAGCCAGAAUUGGAGUGUGGAGAACAGCCUCCUUCUGCCCUCUCUCCUGCCCAACCAACAGCCAUUACGAGUCCUGCACCCGAUCCUGUGAUUUUACAUGUGCCGCCUUAUCCACUGCAUCUCAUUGCACCGGAGAGUGUUUUGAAGGCUGCCAGUGUGACACUGGCUAUGUGUUCGAUGGAGAAGAAUGUGUGUCCAUGGACAAGUGUGGCUGUGCUUAUGAUGGUCGCUACAUCAAGGCUGGAGAGACUAUCCUCUCCAACAGCUGCUCAGAAAAAUGCAGCUGUCGCCCCUCAGGCCUGCUCACCUGUGUGGAAACCAGUUGUGCCAUAGGAGAGACCUGUGUUCUCACAGACAAGGUGCGUGGCUGUGUAAGGCAGGAAGGACACUGCACACUCACCCCAGGCGCCUGGCUCACCUCCUUUGAUGGGGCCAAAGGCAAACUCCUGGCUAGUGGCAUCUACAAAGUAGCCUCCUACUGCGAUGAGAAGUCACCAUCCUGGUUUAAAGUGCUAGUGGAUGUCAGUGAAUGCAAUGAAGAUGCUGUCCCAGCCGCAACAGCUGUCUACAUCUUCUUCAGAGAAGCCUUCAUCACAGUGACCAACUACAAGGAGACUUGGGUCAAUGGACUCUUGGUGCAGCUGCCUCUGAAUGUCUCCAAAGCCGUGUCUGUCACUGAAUCUCAGGACACCAUUGUCAUUGAUCAAAGCUCCCGGAUGCAGGUUAUCUUCAGUUCUAAUGGCAAAGUGACAGUGAGAGUCACAGAGAGCCUGGCAGGGAAGAUGUGUGCCCCUUGCGGGAACUUCAACAGUGAAGUCUCAGAUGACCUAAGGUUGCCCAGUGGUCAGAUUGCGAGUGACAUUGCUGAGGUCGUUGAUGCCUGGAAGGCCAGGGACUUCGUAGAGUGUUACUGACGCUUGUAAGCCUAGAUACUCCUUGGACUGCUAAAUCUAGAAUUCCAAUCUGGAAUCAUGCACUGGAUCGCGCAAGCACCUUAGAAUGCUGCAACUGGUUAAAAAAAAAUAUCCAAAACGUAUGCAGAACUGGGAGCAUCCCAUACACAAAUAGAAGAUUAUCUGCAAUAGAUGAGAAUGGAACCACCAUGUUUAGAGGCAGUGUACCUCUGAGGAACACAACCUAACGAUAAACAAGUAGGGAGGUAGUGACCAACUUCAUGUAGUGCUUUUGAGCUUUCCAUAAAGAUCUGGCUGGUUACAGCGGAAGUCAAAUGUGCUCAACUAGAUUGAUCUUUGGUCUGUUGCAGCAAUACGAUGGCCUUUACCUUCAGCACAUCCAGCUAUUUUCUGAAUGUUGAUGGGAGUUCAGCCUCUAGUCCUUCAGUGGCUUGUGAAUUUGCAGCAUGUACAGAAAUAAAAAAAUGCAUAAAGCUGUUGCUCUCUGACAAAGCUUUGUAAAUUCACUGCCUUAUACAGGAAAAAGUAAAUCCUUUGGCAACCCUC
Messenger RNA from Rhineura floridana, 6116 nucleotides. RefSeq names its product IgGFc-binding protein-like. Lineage: Eukaryota; Metazoa; Chordata; Lepidosauria; Squamata; Rhineuridae. The transcript has 14 exons. Gene Ontology annotation, molecular function: protein binding. Bases 90 to 5570 code for a protein of 1826 amino acids. The record is from RefSeq and is a predicted model, not a curated record.